AUGUCGGACGAAAUUGUUUGGAAUGUGAUCAACCAGCAGUUUUGCUCUUACAAACUCAAAACCACCAAAGGCCAAAACUUCUGCCGCAAUGAAUACAACGUCUCAGGCCUCUGCAACCGGCAAUCCUGUCCGCUCGCCAACUCGCGCUACGCAACCGUCCGCUCGGACCCCGAGACUGGCGCAAUGUACCUGUACAUGAAGACGAUUGAGCGCGCCCACAUGCCCAGCAAAUGGUGGGAGCGGAUACGGCUCCCGUCAAACUACGCCAAAGCUCUGGAGAUGCUGGACGAGCGGCUGAUCUACUGGCCCAAGUUCCUGGUGCACAAGUGCAAGCAGCGCCUCACGCGGCUGACGCAGGUGAACAUCCGUAUGAAGAACAUUGCGAAGGAGGACGAGAGGCUGGGCGAGCGGGUUGUGCCAAAGUUGGCGCCCAAGGUCCGCCGGCGCGAGGCCACGAGGGAGCGUAAGGCGGAGUCGGCGGCGAAGGUUGAGAGGGCUAUUGAGCGCGAGCUCAUUGAGAGACUGAGGUCUGGAGCUUAUGGGGAUAGGCCGCUUAAUGUUGAGGAGGGGAUCUGGAAGAAGGUGCUGCGUGGCUUGGAGAGGGGAGGGGAGGGUGAGCGAGACGAGGAUCUUGACGAUGGGGAGUUGCUUGAGGAUGAGGAAGAAGAGGAGGGUGUUGGGGAGGUGGAGUAUGUCAGUGAUGUUGACGAGGAUGAGGAUCUGGAGGAUAUUGAGGAUUGGCUUGGUGGUGAAUCGGCUGAUUCGAGUGAUGAGAGCGAUGACGAGAGCGACGAGGACAGCGAGGAUGAGCCCAGUGAGGACGAGAAGCCCAAGCCCAAGCCUAGCGCGAAACGCAAGGCUACUGCUCCUCAGCCUAAGCCUCGCAAGAAGGGGCCUCGCAUUGAAAUCGAGUACGAGACCGAGGGUGCUGGCAAGGAACACCUUAUGGCAUGA
Molecule: messenger RNA, 954 nt
Organism: Penicillium chermesinum
Lineage: Eukaryota; Fungi; Ascomycota; Eurotiomycetes; Eurotiales; Aspergillaceae
Product: ribosome biosynthesis protein MAK16
Exons: 2
Coding region: 1-954 (317 amino acids)
Biological process (GO): maturation of LSU-rRNA; maturation of 5.8S rRNA
Cellular component (GO): preribosome, large subunit precursor; nucleolus
Source: RefSeq, a predicted model, not a curated record